GUGCGUGACCCACCUUUAUGACACAAAAAAACUAACACAACUAAUGGGAGCUAUAUAACACAAGCAUAUCAAUCAAUCAAUCAGUCCACAUUGUUCAGUUCCCAAAAUCAACUAGCCGAUUACAUGGAAUCUUGCCAUAAACAUCCUCUUCAUCCUUUUCUUUUUGUUCUCUUUCUCUGCAUGUUCUUCUUCUUUGCUGAAGCUGCUGGAGCUUCAAUAAAGCAAAGGCCCUUCAACAACAAGGUUUCGGCUGGUUUUGUCUUUGGAGACUCGACGGUAGAUCCCGGGAACAAUAACUAUGUAAAGACCUUCUUUAGGAGCAAUUUUCCUCCUUACGGGAAGGACUUGAAAGACCAAACGGCUACCGGGAGGUUUACUAACGGGAAGCUUCCCACCGAUCUUAUUGUUUCAUAUAUAGGCAUAAAAGAAUAUUUGCCACCAUAUUUGGAUCCAACCCUUGGCAUUGAGGAGCUGAUGACAGGAGUUAGCUUCGCCUCCGCCGGCUCUGGAUUUGAUCCACUUACACCACAGAUAACUAGCGUGGUUUCGAUACCAAAGCAGGUGGAGUAUUUUAAAGAGUAUAAGAAAAGACUGCAAUCUGCUAUUGGAAAGAAAAGGAUGGAACAUAUUAUCCAGAAUGCUGUGUUUCUCGUCAGUGCUGGUACCAAUGACUUUGUAGUCAACUAUUUCACCAUUCCAAUUCGACGAAAGAACUACACUGUCUCAGCUUAUCAACAGUUCAUCUUGCAAAACGUGAAGCAGCUGCUACAGGACUUAUGGGAUGAAGGAGCUCGGAGAAUUGCAGUUACCGGGCUGCCUCCAAUGGGUUGUUUACCGGUUGUCAUCACCCUUAACUCUCCAAACGCCAUCCUGGAACGCGGUUGCAUAGAAAAAUUUUCUCGGGUCGGAAUGGAAUAUAACCAAAUGCUUCAAAACGAAGUGAAUUCCAUGCGUGGUAGACUAGCUCAUCUUGGUGCGAAAAUCCUUUACGUUGACAUUUUCACACCAUUGGUCGACAUGAUUCAAGGCCUUGGGAAACUUGAUUUUGAUGAGGUAAGCCAAGGCUGCUGUGGGAGUGGUUACUUAGAAGCAGGAUUUUUGUGUAAUCCAGGAUCAUACGUGUGCUUUGAUGCAUCUAAAUAUGUAUUUUUCGAUUCAAUCCACCCAACUGAGAAGACAUACACCAAGUUGUUUAUGGCUAAUCAUCAUGUCGUCGAUUCAGUGAUCCAGGACUGGGAUUUGAAUGAUUGAGCGAUAUUUUUAAUAUUAAUACUAUUAAUUUAUUGGAGCAUUAAUUGUUCCUCUCGCUGAAGCUUUUUAUUAUUAUUUUUUGCCUGCAAAAUUAAUUGUAGGUAGAUUACUCCAUUAAAUGCUUUCCCACAUGUAAAAUUUAAUGCAACAGAUAAUUGGGAAUUAUUCCAUGUGAGUUUUUUUUAUUUA
Theobroma cacao (cacao) is the source of this 1440-nucleotide messenger RNA. Its product is annotated as GDSL-like Lipase/Acylhydrolase superfamily protein. The record is from RefSeq and is a predicted model, not a curated record. Lineage: Eukaryota; Viridiplantae; Streptophyta; Magnoliopsida; Malvales; Malvaceae. Gene Ontology annotation, molecular function: hydrolase activity, acting on ester bonds.